Neohortaea acidophila is the source of this 1475-nucleotide messenger RNA. RefSeq names its product serine/threonine-protein kinase 12. Gene Ontology annotation, biological process: mitotic spindle organization; regulation of cytokinesis; protein phosphorylation. The record is from RefSeq and is a predicted model, not a curated record. The coding region runs from base 139 to 1353 and encodes 404 amino acids. The transcript is spliced from 2 exons. Lineage: Eukaryota; Fungi; Ascomycota; Dothideomycetes; Mycosphaerellales; Teratosphaeriaceae. Gene Ontology annotation, cellular component: spindle midzone; spindle microtubule; chromosome passenger complex. Gene Ontology annotation, molecular function: ATP binding; protein kinase activity.
CUGGCGAGCUUCGUCGAAGCUGCGAUGCACACCUCAUCGACGACACUCGUCUUUCCAAGAUUCCGUUGUCGUGCGCAGGAAACGGCAUUCGUCUAAAUCGUAUCCACUCUCAUUCCUACGAUAGCGCAGACGUUGACAAUGGCCGACAUCCAAGCCCUUGAGCAGCGGCUCGAAGGCAUUUCCGUUCAGGAUGAGAAUCAGGAUGCGAAUGCCCAUGGGGCGGCGCACAAAUCAAAGGGCUCGCUCUCACACGCCAUCUCCUUAUCCAACCUGGGCUCUCAAGCAGCUCAGAACCGAAUGAAACUGCCUCUCCAGAAGAUCCCCACGAACGCGCAAAGCAAGACGCUCCAAGCGACAUCUCAAACGACCUCUACGACCACGACCAUCACGAAAAUCACUCUACCCUCGCAAGCAGCCCAACAUCAACAACGCCACAGCGCCGAAAGCCGCGACUCGGAAGCCGAGCCCAUCACCCUCCUCCUCCCCGCCGACACCAAACUCCUCAAACCCAAAAACUUCCACCUAGGCAUGUUUGAGAUCGGCAAGCCGCUCGGCAAAGGCAAGUUCGGGCGUGUGUACCUCGCGCGCGACCGCUCGACAGGCUUCGUGUGCGCCCUCAAAGUGCUGCACAAAUCCGAACUGCAGCAAAACAAAGUGGAAAAGCAGGUGCGGCGCGAAAUCGAAAUCCAAUCCAACCUCGCGCACCCCAACGUGCUGCGCCUGUACGGCCACUUCCACGACACCAAGCGCAUCUUCCUCAUCCUCGAAUUCGCGGGCAAAGGCGAGCUGUACAAACACCUCCGCAAAGCGCAGAAAUUCCCCGAACCGCUGGCCGCACAGUACAUCGCGCAAAUGGCCAGCGCGCUCAAAUACCUGCACAAAAAGCACGUCAUGCACCGCGACAUCAAACCCGAAAACAUCCUGCUGGGCCUGCAUGGGGAGCUGAAAAUCAGCGAUUUCGGGUGGUCGGUGCACGCGCCCAACAACCGGCGCAACACCAUGUGCGGCACGCUCGACUACCUGCCGCCGGAGAUGUUCAAGCAGGGCCCGGAGAACUGGUACACCGAGGCGAUUGACCUGUGGUCGCUGGGCGUGCUGACGUACGAGUUUCUGGUGGGCGAGGCGCCGUUUGAGGAUACGAUGGCCAUGACGCAGCGCCGGAUUGUCAGGGGGGAUAUGACUGUUCCGGCGUUUGUGAGUGCUGAUGCGAAGGAUUUGAUUACGAAGUUGUUGGUGUUGGAUCCGGCGAAGCGGUUGAGUUUGGAGGAGGUGGAGAGUCAUCCGUGGAUUCUGAAGCACUGUGUCAAAGGGGAGCGGGGGACUCAUCAGAAGUCUCUUGGGGACAAGCGAUAGACGGGCAGUGAGAGGAGUGUGGGUGGUUUCAUCAGUUCAUUUUCUUUCAGUCUCUCGAAGCAAAUGGCAUCGGCGGCGGCGAUGGAGUUCAUAGAGUCCAUCAGUCGCACAAGUUUUUCAGU